CGAAGAUGCACUCCGCGAAGCUCAACAAACAUGUAAGACGAAAAUAUGCAACACGAAAUCACAAAAGCCGAUGCAAACCUGGAAAUCACGCUGAUAGGCACUGGAACUAUCGGCCUGUCGUUCGCAGCCUUUCAUCUCCAACAUCUCUCUGAUGCCUCUCAGCUCACCAUAUACGACACAAGGCCAGAUCUUGAGGCUUAUGUCCAGGAAACCCUUCCGAAGUUCUUCGAAGGUCAAACCAUACCCCUUUCCAUCUCAGGGAUUAAUAUUGCGACAACCCUCGAGGAAGCGGUGACCAGUGCCCAUAUUAUCCAGGAAUCUGGCCCCGAAAACCUACCAGUAAAACAAAAACUUUGGGCUGAAGUAGAGAAUCACGCACCAAAAGAUGCGUUGCUAUGGAGCAGCACGAGCGGCAUACCUGCCUCCCAACAAGCGCAGAAUAUGCAGGACAAGACACGGUUACUGGUCGUACAUCCGUACAAUCCACCACAUAUCAUGCCUCUCCUCGAACUAGUACCCUCACCACAGACCUCUUCCUCGGUGAUCACUCGGACGCAGGAUUUCUGGAGAGCAAGAGGUCGUGUGCCAAUACAUAUUAAGCAAGAGACAACAGGUUUUGUAGCCAACAGACUCGCCUUUGUCUUGCUCCGGGAAGCGAUACACCUUGUUGACUCUGGAGUCGUGUCUGUGGCCGAGCUUGAUCAAAUCGUAGAGUCAUCGAUGGGACCCAGGUGGGCGGUGGCUGGCCCAUUCAAGAGCUAUCACGCAGGAGGAGGUCCAGCUGGGCUGGAAGGCUUCUUCAAAAACAUUGGAGGCACAGUGCAGGAAUGCUGGAGUGAUGCUGGUAGUCUGAAUGUGGGAGAUGGAUGGGAGGAUAAAGUCUUUCGGCAAGCGAGAGAGACAUAUGGAGUGGUUGAUGUCGGAGAACGUGAUAGGAUUACACGCCGAGUGCUGGAGGUGCUGAAGGAGGAGCAGAACUCAAGCAAGCAAAGGGUUCUUUGAGGAUAGAUAAUUGUUAGCAUAGUAGGUAGAUCUCAGACGUCAGACUCGUUCUCGGGAACACAUUUCGGCAAGUAGAACCUCCAAGUUUUGUGUAAUAUGAACCUGCUCAGAUGCUGCA
Dothidotthia symphoricarpi CBS 119687 is the source of this 1120-nucleotide messenger RNA. RefSeq lists its product as uncharacterized. The transcript has a single exon. Gene Ontology annotation, molecular function: NAD+ binding; oxidoreductase activity, acting on the CH-OH group of donors, NAD or NADP as acceptor. Gene Ontology annotation, biological process: fatty acid metabolic process. The coding region runs from base 46 to 1002 and encodes 318 amino acids. The record is from RefSeq and is a predicted model, not a curated record. NCBI's taxonomy places the organism in Eukaryota, Fungi, Ascomycota, Dothideomycetes, Pleosporales, Dothidotthiaceae.